GUUUUGUUGCUUGCUUGGGAGGAGGAAGAUGGACGCUGAUGACAGUGGCGGUUGUUGUGGCGUGUUUGUGGGCGCAGGUGAAUGUGCAGUGGUUGUUGGUGCGGGAAAGGCUGGUGCUGUUGGGCACGGGGGCGACAGCAGUGGGGGCAGGCGCAUUCACGUUGUGUACGAGGCAGCGACAGAUGUUGUGCAGGCAGUGCCAGCGCCUCGACGGCACCACAUACCAGUGAAGCCAGGUGAGGUGGUGCUGCAACUAACCUCCCCAUCCCCUCGACAGCUCCUCGUCGUGACAACCCCAAAGGACAAGACCACUCACAAGAAGGCCGCCGUCAUCAUCGUACGGCGCUACAAGCUCUCAGCCACUGGAGUACACGAGCUCAUUCAUUCAUACGAGUGCGCAGCAGCAGCAGCCACGUCGCUGAAGGUGCGCGCCAUUGGCCACGGCUAUGCCGCUCUUGACGAUUGCACGCUCCUCGGACCGCAGCAAGCGCUUCACCUGGACGCAUCUGUCAAGAAGGUCGCUGCCGCCUCGCCUGCCCUUGCUCACUUUGCAGUGCCAUCAAGGCACCCGACAGCGCCGCUCGUGCUGUGUUCGACGGCUGCCGACGAAUGGGCACUCCUUGACGUGGUGGCUGGUGACCACGUGGCUUCGGUGAUUCCGCGUGACUAUGCGGCACACACGCUCCAAGUCGUGUGCUCCUUAUCUCCACCGCGUCUGUGCCUCCUCACAACCCUCAGCCAGGCGGUGUUGCUGUCCCCACAAGGUGUCAUUCGCGUGAUUUCACUCGCCCAACCGCCAGGCUCCCUCUAUUGUGCUUCCACUACCUUCAUUCAUCAGUCUACCCAGGAGGGCCUGACAUGCUUCUCAGCGUCGACAGGCACUACGUUGAUACCAAGCGACACCAUCCCUUCAGGACGCAUCCUGUGCACCGGCCACACAGCAAAUCUUGAAGCAGGCGUUUGCCUUUACUCACGGGGCUCCAUGCAGCCGAUGCUGCUUCCGCUGUCCGCGCUGCUGCAGUGUGCAGCUGCACCAGUUUCGGCUGAUGGGGAGUCACCGCCAUCACAGUUCCACGACGCCAUCGCCCGAAAACUUGCCGUGGACCAGGACACGCUUUCACGCACGCGCACGCUCAACGCACGCAAGCAACAGCUCCUGGCGCAGGCAUUUGACACGUCGCUGUGUUCGUCGUUGUCAGCUGAUGCAGCACCUGCACGCGCAUUUGUCCGCACAGCGGCGAGACGGACCGACACCAGGCCGCAACGAAGACAGCAGCAGUGGCAGGAGGCUCAGCUCGUUACGUGCAACGAUGGCGAUGUUGUGUCGGAGCGAACAAAGCAAGGCACAUGGCGGGUGGGGGGUGGUGGACAGCGAGUGCAUGGUGAUGAACGACCGGAUUUACUGCACAAGACGCGGACCACACAGGCAAGAAGUGUCAUUCAAGUGUGCAAAGAGUUGAAGCAUGGGCGAGUUCGAGGCAGUGCGCUGAUAAAACUCUUGCGAGUUGCGCAAGAAGCAAAAGCCCAAGUAAAGGAACAACAUUAACG
Salpingoeca rosetta is the source of this 1548-nucleotide messenger RNA. RefSeq lists its product as uncharacterized. The coding region runs from base 29 to 1546 and encodes 505 amino acids. The transcript is spliced from 9 exons. NCBI's taxonomy places the organism in Eukaryota, Choanoflagellata, Craspedida, Salpingoecidae. The record is from RefSeq and is a predicted model, not a curated record.